Messenger RNA from Penicillium subrubescens, 1186 nucleotides. RefSeq names its product guanine nucleotide-binding protein subunit gamma. NCBI's taxonomy places the organism in Eukaryota, Fungi, Ascomycota, Eurotiomycetes, Eurotiales, Aspergillaceae. Gene Ontology annotation, biological process: G protein-coupled receptor signaling pathway. The annotation marks the transcript as partial. Gene Ontology annotation, cellular component: heterotrimeric G-protein complex. The transcript has 3 exons. The record is from RefSeq and is a predicted model, not a curated record. Gene Ontology annotation, molecular function: G-protein beta-subunit binding.
CCCCGAAUCAUCCAUCACGUCCCUUCCUUUGACCCUGCCGCUCACUUUCUCUCGUUUUUUUGUUCUUUGUUCCGUCGAGUCGACUCACUUCAAAGAAGUGCGCGCGAGCUUCCAAGCCCUCCAGAACCUUCCUCUCUCUUGGAAUCGUAUCCCCCCGGCCAUUUCCCCCCAGUUGUCCACACAAACAGCCCCCUCCCCGGCCACCCCCCUUUCUCUCGAUCGCGCGCCUCUAUCCACGCACACUCACCCACAUACCUCGACUCGCCGACCGUCACCAUGCCUGCCUACGAACUUCGCUCUGGGGGUGAUGUUAAGAACAAGAAGCAGAGUGUCGCCGACCUCAAGUAUCGCCGAUUGACCGAGCUCAAUGCCCGUUUGAAGGAGGAUCUCGACCGUCCCCGGGUCAAGGUGUCCGAAGCGGCUCUCUCGCUCAUCAAUUACUGCAACAACACUCGCGAUUUCAUGGUGCCCUCCGUAUGGGGACAGGUCGACAAGCGGGAGGACCCUUACGCUCCCCAGCAGCAGGGUGGCUGCUGCACCGUCAUGUAAUGGUCCUCAUGACGAACAGCUUCUCUCCAUCGCCACGACACGAUUUCUUUUAUUUCCCUCCCGUCCUCUUCAUCUAAUUCUUCUGGAUCCUUUUUUACUUCUCCUCCUCCACCUCCACCACCCCUGAUGAUCGUCUUCGACCCUUCUCGAUAACCUCCCCUCCCAUUGGGAGACGAACAACCACGCCGAUCGCUCACCUGCCGGGCGCGGACAAGCGAAAAGACAUGCGCCGAAGAAAUCGUCUGCUGGCUCUGCACGAAACCUCCUUCCUACGCCUUAAUCGGGAUCACGCGAGUAGAUUGAUCGUUCCUAGGUCCAAUCCACCCACCACCUCCCCGGAUGGUAGCUCCGGUAGAUCAUACACUGGACGAUAUGAUCGACCCUGCUUACCUUGUCUCUUCUAUUGUUUCGCCUUUUUCCUUGUUAAUUUCCUUGUCGUCUACUUCUACUUUCUUCUUCGUCCUAUCUUCCUAUAGCACCAUUACCCCCUUUGUCGUCCUUGUGUGUGUUUUGAAGCCAAAUUUUCCUUUGUUCUUCUGGGUUCCUCCAAAAGCCUCUCUGCACUGCACGAGAGUCGGGUUGCCAUUCGUGUAUCAUAGAUUCGAUUUGCAUCCAAUGACUAAAUACAAUAACCGAU